Molecule: messenger RNA, 819 nt
Organism: Guillardia theta CCMP2712
Lineage: Eukaryota; Cryptophyceae; Pyrenomonadales; Geminigeraceae
Exons: 5
Coding region: 1-819 (272 amino acids)
Source: RefSeq, a predicted model, not a curated record
AUGGAAGAAUCCAUCUACAAGCUUGUCCUCGUGUGCCUGUGCUUCAUAUGGGGCCUUACAAGGCUGGAGAACGGAGACAAGGAGCUAAACUUUCGGAUUGCCCAACGAGCCUCGUCUUUCAAGGCUCGAGUCGCUUACUUGCAACAUCAGAAGAAGCAGAGCAUGAGAAGUUGCACGAGGCGGCAUGUGAUGAACGCAAGUGAGACGAAGACGCUGCGAGAUGGGCAGGUUGAAGAGAUCGAGAGCAGGUGCUGCAAGGAUGGAAGAAGCGCCUUUCUGAUCAGUGCAGGAAGAUUUGGCAAGCUUCUGGUCCCUGUCGAGGACAGAGAGAUCGGUCUUCCCCUCAGUCUGUACGGCAAGAGUCAAAGUGCCCUUGGUGCACCGAUUGUGACGUCACAUGCAGGAGAGUGGUGUAAUGGAGAGACAGCUUUUCUCGCUGACCUCGUCGAUGCUGUUGAUCAAGUGGUUGAAGUUGGUGCCAAGUUUGGCGGUCGGACUCUUGCGCUCGCAGAGUCGAGGAGGAGGAGAAGAAGGAAGUGGGUGACAGGUACGAGGGAGUUCGUCGUGUUCGAGAGCGAUCAGUUUCUGUUCCAGCUGCUCUGCGCAAACCUUGUCAAGAACCGGCUGAUGUCUCUCGUACAUCCUUUCCUCGUUGUUCUUGGCCGCUUCGGAGGUCAGAGAGUGACGGAGAGGCAGGAGGAGGCUUGUUUCAGCUUGGAUUCCUACGAUGUGAUGGAAAACUCCUUGAUCUACUUCUCUACCCAGAUGGCAGCCAUGAAAGUGCUCAACGAAAGCGUCAGGACCCUUGAGAGGUUGUGA